Molecule: messenger RNA, 607 nt
Organism: Drosophila sechellia
Lineage: Eukaryota; Metazoa; Arthropoda; Insecta; Diptera; Drosophilidae
Product: ADP-ribosylation factor-like protein 6-interacting protein 4
Exons: 2
Coding region: 58-492 (144 amino acids)
Source: RefSeq, a predicted model, not a curated record
AUUUUUGCUGUCAUUCUUCAAAAAUCGGUUUGUUUACGUUCACUUGCAAGCCGCGAAAUGGGAAAAAGUGAGAAAAAAUCAAAGAAAAAGCACAAGGAGAAGCGCAGGGAACACAAGGAAAAGCACAAGUCCAAGAAAUCCAAGAAACACAGCCGAAAAAAGGAAGAAUCUCCGCCGAUAGCUUCACCAUCACCAAUACAGCCUGAAAGGGUCAACCAGGAGGAGGAGGAUGACUUUGCCAUACCAAUAGCACUGAUGAAUAGCAAAUCACAUGCCCCGGAAACUCCAGAGGAAUACCAGCGCCGUCAGAGCCAGAUCCGCAAAGAGGUGGACCCGGUGACGGGCCGCGUCCGGCUCAUCAAAGGCGACAGUGAGGUGCUGGAAGAGAUUGUGACCAAAGAGCGCCACCUGGAGAUCAACAAGAAGGCCACCCGCGGUGAUGGAGAGUUCUACGAAACCAGAUCUCUGAACGCCGCCAAGCGUCGCAAAUAGCUAAUUACCAAAAAUGCAAAAAUAUCUUAAGCUAUUUCAUGACUUGUAGUAAUAAUUAAUAACUGUCAGUUUAAUUAAACAAAGGGCUAGCUAGCGACUAUAUGUACACGCGAAA